UGCGUUGAAUACACCACAAGUUUCUGAGGACAAAUUGUGCAUUUUUUCAGUAAAUUUUUCAUUGAAUCAUCGAUAGGAAUCGUUCAAAUAGUAGGAAAGGCAACUGUAGCAAUAAAAAUGGCCUUUGUUACAAACGACGUAUCAAUCAGCGACGAACCAAGAGAGCUCCUAUUCGACAAGCACGUAGAGUACAUUGCCAACCACGGUAACGAUAAAAAUGACUAUGAAUACUGCAUGACGGAAUUUCUCCGUAUGUCCGGUAUCUACUGGGGCGUGACGGGACUGGAUCUGAUGUACAAGUUAGAACGUGUAAACCGACAGGAGAUUGUCGAUUUUAUUAAGAAGUGCCAGUGUCCGGUUGGUGGGGGAAUUUCUGCCUGCGAAGGUCACGAUCCACACCUGCUGUACACUUUGAGUGCGGUGCAGAUUCUGUGUAUCUACGACUGUCUGGAGGAAAUCGACACGGAAGCCAUCGCCCGGUACGUCAGUUCAUUGCAGCAGCUGGACGGUAGCUUCUUCGGGGAUAAAUGGGGCGAGGUCGAUACGCGAUUCUCGUUCUGUGCCGUGGCAAUUCUCAGCCUGAUUAACAAAAUGGAUGUUAUCGACUUGGAGAAGGCUGUCAACUUCGUCAUGUCCUGCUGCAACUCAGACGGAGGUUUCGGUUCGAAACCAAACGCAGAGAGCCAUGCCGGACUUAUCUAUUGUUGUGUGGGAUUUCUUUCGAUUACCGAUCAGUUGCAUCGACUGGAUGGCGAGAAGCUGGCCUGGUGGUUAUGCGAACGUCAGUUGCCAAGCGGGGGAUUGAAUGGAAGGCCGGAAAAGCUACCGGAUGUCUGCUAUUCCUGGUGGGUGCUGGCAUCACUGACCAUCAUGGGUCGGUUGCAUUGGAUUAGUGCGGAGAAGCUUGAGAAGUUUAUCCUCUCCUGUCAGGAUGCCGAAACGGGAGGAUUCUCGGAUCGUACCGGUAACAUGCCCGACAUUUUCCACACUCUUUUUGGUUUGGGAGCACUUUCACUGCUCGGGGAUGAUAGAUUACGAAAGGUGAAUCCCACUUUCUGCAUGCCACAGUAUGUGAUUGAUCGUUGCAACGUUAAACCCAAAAUGAUCGCCCUGUGAGAGGCUGGUUUGGUUUAAACACAGACAUUUUAUUAUUUUAAUAGUUUCUAGUACAUCUACAACAGCAAUGGUUCCAUUAAGUUUGUUAAGACAAGCGUUGUUUUGUGGAUGAA
Molecule: messenger RNA, 1229 nt
Organism: Ochlerotatus camptorhynchus
Lineage: Eukaryota; Metazoa; Arthropoda; Insecta; Diptera; Culicidae
Gene: betaggt-II
Product: geranylgeranyl transferase type-2 subunit beta
Exons: 4
Coding region: 118-1116 (332 amino acids)
Biological process (GO): protein geranylgeranylation
Cellular component (GO): Rab-protein geranylgeranyltransferase complex
Molecular function (GO): Rab geranylgeranyltransferase activity
Source: RefSeq, a predicted model, not a curated record